AUGUCCAGAAGUCCGGUGCCUGCUUCUCAACAGAUCUCAUUAGGUCAACAAAUUGUUGCCUCGUCCAGUGGUGCUCUCUUAACUUCAUUGUUCAGUAUGUUUUUGAUGUUUUAUUGUUUUUUGUGUUUAGGCAUUAGUUUUGAAAAAUGAUUUUCAAUCUCUAAACCUGGCUACAACAAUGUUUUAGUGACUCCGAUGGACGUAGUAAAGACUCGGUUACAAACUCAAAUUCAGCCAGUAGCUAAAGGAGAGUGUUUUUUGUUUAACAAUGGGUUAAUGGAGCAUUUAUGCACGUCUUGUGCUGAACCAGCUAAAGAUCUCAGAUGUGAAUGGUUUAAUAGGCCAGGACAUUUCAAUGGAACUCUGGAUGCUUUUGUUAAAAUAACUAGAACAGAGGGUGUGAGAUCGUUGUGGAGUGGAUUAUCACCAACGAUGUGAGUUUAGACUGCUAUUGAGGUUUUACGUGAUAUUAUAGUUGGCAAUUUUCAGUGUUGUAUGUUCUUGCUCAUAACUUCGUGAAUUCUUGAUGAUUUUUGAUAUUAUAAAGUUUAUGUUGAAUUUCAGAGUAAGCGCGAUACCUCAGACCGUGUUUUACUUCACUUUAUACGAUAAUCUACACACACGACUUCGGAAAACCUUUACAGACGGGUAUAUAGCGCCAUUGUUAUCGGGAGCUGGAGCUCGAUCAGUAGCCGCUUCUGUUGUCUCGCCAUUGGAGAUGAUACGAACUAAGAUGCAGAGUGAAAUAUUGUCAUAUAAAGGUGAGGUUUUGAAUUAAUAAGGGUUUUAUAAGGCUGUAUUUUAGUAUAUUGUACUAUGUAUUAAUACUAUGGUCUAGUGUAAUAUAGUUUAUAAAUAUUUAUUAUAUAUUAAGGGUAUACAUAGUGCAAUAAGGUCUAUGUUAAGCUGAUUGUCUAGUGUAUUACUAUUUUUUACAAUUCAUAAGCAAUGUUGUUCAUCAGCGCUGCAAAAUGCCUGGGGCUGUAGAUGCGCUCCUUAUGUUCAGGAGCGUGUUCUGGCAUGUUGCAGACCGGGCACACAAUGAGGUAGACCUGCUCAAGGUGGGUCAGCUCUGCUUUGACCUUCUUCCAGACUUGGAUUGGCUUGGCCGGGCCUUCAAAUUUGGGCGCGGGCAUGGAUUCUUUUCUUUAAAUAAGCCUUAAGGGCUUUUUUUGGCUUGAACAAGUUGAUUCAACUUUUGAAACCUGGUUUUGCGAGCUGAAAAUUACAGUAGGAUAAGUGUUGUUAUAUUGAGAUUGAUAUAGAGAUUAAUUUUGUCAUUUUCAGUUUUUUAAAGAAAGUUCUUACUAUUUAUAGUUUUGUAAAGAAAGUUUCUGCUAUUUUUUGAUUUGUAAAGAAAGUUCUUUCGAAAACAAUUAAUAUGACAGUAAAACUUACAAAGUUUCUUAGCCUUGACGAUAUAUCGUUGGGUUAGGCCAUUAGGCUUACAAAUAACCUUCUUGGCGAUGCUUCCAUUGUUGUUCAUGAUGGCGAGGGACACCUUGAGUACGAUGGUUGAGUUGAGGUGGGGUGGUUGAGAAGAGUGAGCUUAAGUGAUGGUAUACCCAGCUUUUCUCGUCUUAUAUAGGGUUUGAGUUGUGUAUGCGUAGAAAUCUUUAGUAUCAAUAUUAGUGCGAGUUUAUACUUAAUUUGGCGGGUUUGUAUGAUCUUUUUUGUAUUACGCAUACGUACUUUGGACUAUGAUACUAUUAAGGUUAUGGUGGGGGUCUAUAUAUGAUUACGCAAAAGGUUGAUACUAUAAUUUGAAAGGCUUGAUACUGUAAUAUACGAUAAACAGCUGGAAAGAUACUAUACGAUGAAGAGGUGGCAACAUACUUACUAUGGGAUAAAGAGUUGAUAACAUACAGUACGAUAAAGAAAUUGAGAAAGUACUUUAUGAUAAGGGGUUGAUAACAUACUAUACAGUAAAUUUUUGAUAACAAACUAGUAGGUUGUUCAAAUAAUUAUUUGCCUCCUUUCAAUGCAGAUUUGCAGAGUUAUGGAGCACAGAAUUAUUUGGACAACCUAAUACAAUAUAUUGCUUUAGUUUCUUUUUGACCAAAAUUGGAUAAUUUUUUUAACUUUUACAAAACAAAAUUCUGUGAAAAAUGACAUUAACAACCCGUACUUUAGAUAUCCUGAAGGCAAUACGAACGUCGAUAAAGCAUGAAGGAUACACAAUGUUGUGGCGAGGCCUGACAGCUACGUUGUUCAGAGAUGUGCCGUUUUCUGGUUAGUUUUAGGCGUAUAUUGGACUUGCAAUGGGGUUUUAGACUAGCUUUUUAUAUAAAGUUAGCUUAAAAUAUGAGUGUUUGGUUCAAAAGGGCUAUUCAUACCUAAAACAAUAUAAUUUUUAACAAGAUUUUUAAGUUUUUCGAAAUAAGGUUUGGCCAAAUCUUUAGUUUAUGACUUAGAAAGGUCAUUUAUACCUAAAACAAUAUAAUUUUUUAUCCUAGAUCAAUGUCAUUUAUUAACCUUAAAAAAUAUCUUUUUCAGCAAUCUACUGGAUAGGCUACGAAGACCUCAAAGCCAGGACAAUAUCAUACUUUAACCGAAAAGACACCAACUUCUUCAUAAGCUUCAUGGCCGGUGCAACGUCAGGCACAGUGGCCACGGUAAUCACACAACCCUUCGAUGUGGUCAAAACCCAUAAACAAGUGACGAUAGGACGAAUCGGUCGAAAAGACAUGAAGAAAGGAAAGCCGGUGACGACGAACAAGCCCAUGAGAGUGGUGAUGAAGCAGAUUGUGGCACAGGAAGGGGUUGGUGGACUGUUUACUGGUAGGUUUGGGGUUCAAGGACGUAGAUAUUGAAGGGGGGGGUGGAUUAUUUUUUAUGGUUGUUUUGUUAUAGGCUUAAUUUGAAAGCUUUUGGCAUAACUUUACUUUUUUUGUAUUUGAAAAUGGGUUUCGGGUUUAUUCUUGGGAGAUUAAUUUUUUUUAGCUAUAAGUUUUUAAUGGGGCCUUUAGGCUUAAGGUUAAAUCCUAGAAUGUAAUUGGUUUUUUAGGUUAACAUCUAAUUUUGUAGGCUUAAUUUUAUGUGUUUUAGGCUUAUAGUGUAUUUUUAUGUUUGGUUUUGGGUUUUUAGGCUUAAUUCUGUUGAGUCUUUUGGGUUUUCACGGGGUUUUAGGCUUAAGGUUAGAUAUUAGAAAAUGAAAUUGGAUUGUUAGGCUAACGCUUGAGUUUUUAGGCUUACUAUUAUGUUUUUUAGGCUCAUAGUGUAUUUUUAAGUUUUAUAAUGGGGUUUUAGGCUUGGUCUAGGCUUCUUUUUGUUUUAGGUUUAGUGCUUUUGCGUUUUUUGUUUUUAAAUGGGGGUUUUAGGCUUAAGAGUAGAUAUUAGAAACGGAAAUUGGUUUUUUAGGCUUACUUUUGUUGGCAUGAGGCUUAUAAUUUAUUUUUAGGAUUAUUUAUGUGUUUUUAGGAUUAAUUUUAAAGCUUUGAGAGAAACUUUAAAGCUUUAGGUUUAAAUAGAUUUGUAGGCUUAUGUUUGCAACGUUAGGCUUAAGUUUUUUUGGUUUAAUUUGUAUUUUUGCCAUAGCCACUACCUUUAAGAUCAAAAUGAUAUUCUAAGAUGACAAUGAAUAAUGAAACUAUUUACAGGCCUAGCACCAAGGAUAUUCAAGACCAGCAUGGCGUGUGCCAUAAUGAUAGGAACCUACGAGUACUUGAAAUUGGUCUUCAAACGACGAAAUUUUGCGGAAAAUUAG
Bursaphelenchus okinawaensis is the source of this 3706-nucleotide messenger RNA. NCBI's taxonomy places the organism in Eukaryota, Metazoa, Nematoda, Chromadorea, Rhabditida, Aphelenchoididae. The record is from the annotation of a GenBank genome assembly.